AUGACCGACUCCAUACCAUUUGUCCCGUACAAGCUUUUCUUGCUGUAUGUUGAACCGAUAUCAGCACUGGUCGGCGCAUUCUACGCAGGAAUCCGACCUUCCGAGUACUUGGGACUGCUGACCUUAGGUCACACCAUCGACAAAUCAACCGCCGCAACUCCACCCACUGCGACUCUGAUGUCGCUCUACCAAUUGUCCAACCUCUACCUGCUGUUUGCGCUCAAUGAACACCUUGUAUUGUCAUCGACGUCUUCGCUGAAGACCUGGAGGCGCCUGCUAUUCUGCUUAUUGGUGGCUGACCUGGGUCACCUCGCGACGAUGGCGCCUCUAGGAAGGGAUGUCUAUUGGAGGGUAUGGGAUUGGAACGCAAUGGUGUGGGGAAGUGUCGGCUUCGUAUACCUGGGUGCUGCUACCAGGAUAUGCUUCUUGGCAGGAGUAGGCAUGAAAGAUCCCAGAACGCAAGGAACGUCCGCGGACAAGCAGGUAUGCCGUCGCGAGUAA
Punctularia strigosozonata HHB-11173 SS5 is the source of this 501-nucleotide messenger RNA. RefSeq lists its product as uncharacterized. The record is from RefSeq and is a predicted model, not a curated record. The transcript has a single exon. Lineage: Eukaryota; Fungi; Basidiomycota; Agaricomycetes; Corticiales; Punctulariaceae. Bases 1 to 501 code for a protein of 166 amino acids.